CACUACGAAGACCGAAGUUGUUCAGGAUGCGAUCGAACUCGACGUGACCAGUAAACAUCGUCCACAAGAUGGUGCUCCACGAAGUGUCCGCCCAAGCACCGCUGCAGGUGGUGGUGCUGCCAUUGGUGUUGGAGUCCCUGUCCACAAUUCAAAACAUGAUGACGGGUUAUCGCUACAUUCCGAUUCGAUUGAUGGGGAUGAUUCUUCAAGUCAGAAGCCUAAUGGGGGUCGAAAAGCGGAAUGGCCAUCACGAAGUCUAUAGAGUUCCUAUUCUUUGUGCUCAAUGCGUGUUUUCGUAUUCCAUCAUAAACUACUUAUGUUUAGCCGAGCGGCGAACUGGUCCGACACUGUGAUGGCCUAUCAACGGACCGGUUUGUGUGGACAAAUAUCUUGCAGGAAGGUUCCAGCGUUGCAGGAUUUCAUAAUGCGUGCCAUCAUUUGUUGGCGGUCAUCCCUCUUUGUAAAGCAACGUCUCCGCCGUGAUAGUUUCUUACCUCCGAUGUUCCCGCCAGGAAGGAGACGGCAUGAAUUGACCAACCACACACCAUCACCGACAUCCAGGUGUGCGUCGACGAUGUUGCAGUUUCGCUGUACAAGUGAUCGACCGCACCAAAUAACAAUGUCCUGGGACCCAUGUAUUCGCUCCUCACGAUGCUUUCUGGAUCAGAAUUGGCAGUUACUGGUAUUGUCUACUACGAUCACAGGGAAUAACCCAGAAGUGCUGAUCCGGGGUACAAAAAUGGAGUCGUAGGAGGUAGCAACAUAAAGGAUUCCGAAAUGAAUAGAGCAAUGGUCUUCGCUAUUGAUACUGCGGCACAAUCAUCUAUUCGUCAGAUGAUGUACCGCAGUGCGUAACGUCCUACAUUUAUAGAGAGGAGAGUUU
This is a messenger RNA of Cantharellus anzutake, 883 nucleotides long. RefSeq lists its product as uncharacterized. The record is from RefSeq and is a predicted model, not a curated record. The transcript has 3 exons. Bases 284 to 751 code for a protein of 155 amino acids. NCBI's taxonomy places the organism in Eukaryota, Fungi, Basidiomycota, Agaricomycetes, Cantharellales, Hydnaceae.